AUGGACCAGGAGGAACGGAGGAUCGUGCUGAUUGGGAAGACUGGUGCUGGGAAGAGCGCAACAGGAAACACCAUCCUGGGAAACGAUGUAUUUAGAUCAGAACGAUCUUUAGAUUCUGUAACAGAAAUCACUGAACGUGCUGAAGCUGUGAUAGGAGGAAACCGUGUACGUGUGGUUGAUACACCAGGAUUCUUUAACACAACGUCACAUGAUGAGUUAGCGCUGCAGUUGUGCAGAAGUGUGACCCUGUCAGAACCAGGAGUUCAUGCUUUCAUUCUGGUUGUAGAGUUUGGGAGGUUCACAGAGGAGGAAGAUGUAAUUAGGAGCUUACAGAAGGUUUUUGGUAAACGUGUGAUGGAUUACACCAUUCUUCUCUUCACACAUAGUGAUCAGAUAGAAGAUGGUGAAAAAGAUCUAAACAGAAGCAGAUAUGAACAGAUUAGAUGGAUUUUAGAUCAGUGUGGAGGAAGAUUUCACAUCUUUAAUAAUAAAGAACCACAGAACAGACAACAGGUCACUGAACUUCUGCAGAAGAUAGACAGCAUGGUGCAGCGGAAUGGAGGAUUUUACACUAAUGAAAUGUAUGAGGAAGCACAGCGCUCAACCGUGAAAGAAUUCUGGGAGAACAAUAAGAAAUUCUUUUUAGUUGCAGCGGAGAGGAACACUAGUACCAGCAGGUACAUCCACAUCAGCUCCACCUUACUGAACUGGUUUGAGGCUCAGAGAUACUGCAGACUGUAUCACACCGACCUGGCCAGCUCACGGGAUUCAACUGAACAAUCUAUUAUAUCUGGAAUGAUCCCUGACUGGACCUGGUUUGGUCUGUCCAGGAUCACCUGGAAGUGGGUAGAUCAGACCAACCCGACCAGCAUCACCUGGAAGCCUGGACAACCUGAUAUUAUAACAGGUCAGAUCCAGAUCCUGAGGUUUGAGGUUCAGUCGGAUCAGAACAUGAACGAUCCUGCAGUAAAGGCAGCACUCCUACAAAUGAUCCUGCAGAAACUGAAGGAACAUGGGAUGGAACAGAACAUCACUCUGAAGUGGAGGGAGCAACCAGGAGGAGAUGUGUUCCACAAGAUGUGA
This is a messenger RNA of Trichomycterus rosablanca, 1083 nucleotides long. RefSeq names its product GTPase IMAP family member 6-like. The record is from RefSeq and is a predicted model, not a curated record. The coding region runs from base 1 to 1083 and encodes 360 amino acids. Lineage: Eukaryota; Metazoa; Chordata; Actinopteri; Siluriformes; Trichomycteridae. Gene Ontology annotation, molecular function: GTP binding. The transcript is spliced from 4 exons.